CUUAUCGUCAAAGAAAGUGUCUGCACUCCCUCCCUCCCCACAUCAUCGAUGGAGUCAAGUGCCCGAAACCAUCUCAACCUCCUCUUCCUCCUCCUCCUCUUCUUUCUGCGGCGCGUCGCCGCCGCAUCGUCCCCCCCUCUCUUCCCCAAACAAGCCCAUCCCACCAAAUCAGGCUACCUCCCGGUCAACUCCACUAGCGGCUCUGCCAUUUUCUACACUUUCUACGAAGCUCAGAACCUCACAACCGACGUUUCCAAAGUCCCCCUCCUCAUAUGGCUCCAGGGCGGCCCCGGCUGCUCCUCCAUGCUCGCCAACUUUUACGAGCUCGGUCCAUGGCGCGUGAAUUUCAACAAACACCCUUCCGAUCCCCUCGCUCUGGAACCCAAUUCUGCCACCUGGAACAGAAUCUUCGGCCUGAUAUUCCUUGACAACCCGAUUGGUACCGGAUUUAGCAUCGCUGCGAACUCCGCAGAGAUCCCGAGGGACCAGCACUCCGUCGCGAUACACCUCUUUGCCGCGAUCACCAAGUUCAUUGAGCUCGACCCGGCCUUCAAAACCCGACCCAUGUACAUAACCGGCGAGAGCUAUGCCGGGAAGUAUGUUCCGGCGAUCGGACACUAUAUUUUGAAAAGAAACGCUGAGUUGCCAGCUGGGUCUAAAGGGGUGAACUUGCAGGGCGUUGCGAUCGGAGACGGUCUCACAGACCCCAUAAUUCAGGUGAACACUCACGCUGUCAACGCUUUCUACAGUGGUUUGAUCAAUGAGAAACAGAGGAGGCAGCUGGAGAAGCUGCAAUUGGAGGCGGUAGGGUUCACGGCGGCGAUGAACUGGAGCGCGGCUGCGGAUGCGAGAAACAGAGUGUUGGAUACGCUGCAGGACAUGACGGGGCUAGCCACAUUAUACGACUACACGAAGAAUGAGCCUUAUAAGAUGAGUUUGGUGGAUGAAUUGCUGAGCUUCGAGGCGGUGAAGGUGGCGCUGGGGGCCAAAGGGGAGGCGCCUUUCGAAUCGUGCAGUGAUUUUGUAGGGGGCAUAUUGCGCGAGGACGUGAUGAAGAGCGUGAAGUACAUGGUGGAGUAUCUGCUGAAGGAGAGUAAGGUGUUGCUGUACCAGGGGCAGUACGAUUUGAGGGACGGCAUCGUUUCAACGGAGGCGUGGAUGAAGACGAUGAAGUGGGAGGGGAUUGGGAAGUUUAUGGCGGCGGACCGGAAGGUUUGGAAGGUGAGGGGAGAGGUUGCUGGGUAUGUGCAGAAGUGGGGGAGCUUGAGCCAUGUUGUGGUUUCCGGGGCAGGGCAUCUUUUGCCGGCGGACCAGCCGUUGAGGGCGCAGGUGAUGAUAGAAGACUGGGUUUUGGACAAGGGGGUGUUUAAGCCAUGCUGUGGUUUAAGGGGCAGGGCAUCUUGUACCUGCUGAACCUUUGAGUUCUCAGGCAAUGUGUGACAUUCUUGGUUUCUUAAUGGGUGAUAUUAUUGUGAAGUUUAAUUUUCGUGGUUAUUGUAUUUUGGGUGAUAAUUUUGUAUAUUAAGCUUGAUUAAUAAUGUGUCUUUGGAUUUGUUCACCGUCA
This is a messenger RNA of Pyrus x bretschneideri (Chinese white pear), 1564 nucleotides long. RefSeq names its product serine carboxypeptidase-like 50. Gene Ontology annotation, biological process: proteolysis. Bases 49 to 1413 code for a protein of 454 amino acids. The record is from RefSeq and is a predicted model, not a curated record. The transcript has a single exon. NCBI's taxonomy places the organism in Eukaryota, Viridiplantae, Streptophyta, Magnoliopsida, Rosales, Rosaceae. Gene Ontology annotation, molecular function: serine-type carboxypeptidase activity.